CCCCGGGCAGAGGCGAUGGCGCCGUGGGCGCUGCUCAGGCCUGGGGUCCUGGUGCGGACCGGGCACACCGUCCUGACCUGGGGGAUCACGCUGGUGCUCUUCCUGCAUGAUACCGAUACCCUGUCUGUCCCAGGACCCACCCGGUGCCCCAGAUCCGACGACCGACUCGAGCCCCCUUCUCCCCUGAUCCUGGGACCCGCCCGACCCUUCCCAGGAAUUGACUCCCAAGAUUCCGAGGAUCAACUAGAUGAAGGACUGGCAUCCCGCCCAGCCCUGUGGCCACUAGCUGCCCAAGUCCAGGCUCCCCAGCCUCAGCCUCACUCUCCCCCUCUGGCCUCUCCAGCGCUGCGGCAGUGGGAAGAGCAGGGGGAGCUGCUCGUGCCCCUCACCUUCCUGCUCUUGGUACUGGGCUCCCUGCUGCUUUACCUGGCUGUGUCACUCAUGGACCCGGGAUACGUGAAUGUCCUGCCCCAGCCCCAGGAGGAGGCCAAGGAAGAGCAGACAGCCAUGGUUCCUCAGGCCAUCCCCCUUCGGCGCUGCAGACACUGCAUGGUGCUGCAACCCCUGCGGGCCCGUCACUGCCGUGAGUGCCGUCGUUGUGUCCGCCGAUAUGACCACCACUGCCCCUGGAUGGAGAACUGCGUGGGGGAGCGCAAUCACCCACUGUUCGUGGCCUACCUGGCGCUGCAGCUGGUGGUGCUUCUGUGGGGCCUGUACCUGGCAUGGUCUGGCCUCCGCUUCUUCCGGCCUUGGGGGCUCUGGCUGCGGUCCAGUGGGCUCCUGUUUGCCACCUUCCUGCUGCUGUCGCUCUUCUCCCUAGUGGCCAGCCUGCUCUUGGCCUCGCACCUCUACCUGGUGGCCAGCAACACCACCACCUGGGAGUUCAUCUCCUCACACCGUAUCGCCUACCUCCGCCAGCGCCCCGGCAACCCCUUCGACCGCGGCCUGACCCGAAACCUGGCCCACUUCUUCUGUGGAUGGCCCUCGGGGUCCUGGGAGACCCUCUGGGCUGAGGACGAGGAAGGCAGCAGCCAGGAUGUUUAGGGUUGCUAGAGGCCGGGCCACCGUCUUGUGCCUGAAAACCAGAGGGGCUGCACCCGGGGGCGUCAGCGCUCCGAGGGCCUGGACCUCCUCACUGCUGCCCACUCCUUCCAGGCCUCAGGGUGGAGCUGAAGGACAGAACCCUGCCUCAAAGGCAGAAGAGGAGGAAGAGGACCCAUGGGGGGCUCAGGCACCAAGGACCUGGGUUGUGGAGACUUCCACCCUCCCCACCCCAAGCCAGGCUGCCUCCAGUGCACAGUUUUAUAAAUUUAAUAAUCCAUAAAGCAAGUCAAGUAUUC
This is a messenger RNA of Delphinapterus leucas (beluga whale), 1340 nucleotides long. NCBI's taxonomy places the organism in Eukaryota, Metazoa, Chordata, Mammalia, Artiodactyla, Monodontidae. The record is from RefSeq and is a predicted model, not a curated record.